AUGGGAGAAGACAAGGUAUCAUUGUUGAUGAAAAGCUGGGCGAUAGAUGUUGAUGUUUUGGAUAAAGAUUCUCAGAAUGCGCAAUGGAAUAAGCCUUCUAUUUACAAGUUGCCGGCGACUACCACAGGCCACGAUAACAACAAAAAAUCUGCUGCUUACUUUCCUCACACUGUCUCCUUUGGUCCUUACCAUCAAGACAAUGGUGACCAUCUUAAGAAGAUGGAUCCUCAUAAGCGCCGUGUCCUAAGUCAUUUUCUAAGAAGAUACGACAUAACUCUCCAAAAACUUGUCGACUCGCUCACCACCACCAACUACAGAUGGCAACAGGUUGAUCAUAUUGAGGAGGCCAGCGAUCCAAAAGAAUUACCAAUACAUAUUCAGAAGGAGGUAUUACCUGUAAUGCAACAUCUCAUGGAUGCUUACGACUCCCUAGAUGAUAAGUGGCGUCAAGAUCAAGAUGGGUUCUUGAAGCUCAUGAUACUUGAUGGGUGUUUCAUGCUUGAAAUUUUGCAGUGGUCAUCGGUUUAUGACCAUCACAAACCACUAUCAACUGGAACAGCAUCAGAAGCUACAACCUCAGUAGUUAGAAGAAACAAACAAAAAACUACAGCCUCCGCCUUGAAAGGCUCAGUGUAUGAGCACUGCUAUGCUGACAAUGACCCUAUUUUCCGUCUUCACGGCAAAUCAUUGGUAUCAUCACCCAAUGACUUUACCACUGUACUACAGUGGCACCCUAUGCUUCUUCUUAAGACUUUGCUUGGUGCUGCUCUACCCACUGAACCAAAGGAGGCUAUCGAAGAGCAUUUGAACAACAUUAUAUUGAACUUCUGUGGACGCAAUUCACAAUAUGGAAACCAAAAUAUGUGUCCAUGCUUGCACGUCAUAACGAAUCUUCACGAGUCUGGAAUCAAGUUUGAGGAAAGUACUAGUAAUUUUCACCCAACUGAAAUAUGGGUUGAAGGUCACACACUGAAACUUCCAGUGGUGGACAUCGACGACACCAUAGAAUCGAAGUUACUCAACCUGAUGGCAUUCGAGAGGAUCCACGUAGGAGUAGGGAACGACAUCACGUCAUACGUGUAUUUCAUGGACAGUAUCAUCGAUUCCGCAGACGAUGUUAAAAUCCUGAGGACUAGUGGUGUAUUGAUCAAUUCGAUUGGAAGUGACAAGGCAGUGGCAAAGCUGUUUAAUGAAUUGUCCAAGGGCGUAACCCCAGACCCUGAGAACAUGCUAGAGAAAAUAGUGCUGAAAGAGCUGGAUGACCACUCUAAGAAUCAGUGGAACGAGUGGCGUGCAACCCUCAGUUACACCUACUUCAAGAUCCCAUGGGCGUUUCUCUCCCUCUUGGCUGCAGUCCUACUCUUGGCUCUCACCAUAUCUCAGACCUUCUAUUCUAUCUAUGGUUAUUACAAGCCUCGGAAGUAG
This is a messenger RNA of Papaver somniferum (opium poppy), 1425 nucleotides long. RefSeq names its product UPF0481 protein At3g47200-like. NCBI's taxonomy places the organism in Eukaryota, Viridiplantae, Streptophyta, Magnoliopsida, Ranunculales, Papaveraceae. The coding region runs from base 1 to 1425 and encodes 474 amino acids. The transcript has 4 exons. The record is from RefSeq and is a predicted model, not a curated record.